Messenger RNA from Histoplasma capsulatum G186AR, 1483 nucleotides. RefSeq lists its product as uncharacterized. Gene Ontology annotation, cellular component: nucleus. Gene Ontology annotation, molecular function: siRNA binding. Lineage: Eukaryota; Fungi; Ascomycota; Eurotiomycetes; Onygenales; Ajellomycetaceae. The transcript has 4 exons. The record is from RefSeq and is a predicted model, not a curated record. Gene Ontology annotation, biological process: regulatory ncRNA-mediated heterochromatin formation. Bases 308 to 1483 code for a protein of 391 amino acids.
CUCUCUUGAAUAAAAUAUCUGAAACAUAGCGGCAGGCCGCAGCCAUUUUUAUUUGCUUUUCAUCUCGUGUUUCUGUUCCGUGACGCCUUCACUGUGUUCUCAUUCACCUCAUUCACGCUCCAUGAAAUCAUUUCGUCUGACAGUUCUCCUUCUGUUCUUUAAAUACCUCUCUUAUUUAUCGUAAAUACAACCAAACCUUUCUCUCUUUAUUUUUCUCUCUUCAAUGCUAACUCCACUCCUUUCCUUCUUUUCUUUUUUCUACUCACAUCUACUACUGCCCAUAUACCGCAUCUCCAGCCGAAGCAUCAUGUUUGUCUUCCGGGCAGAAGCCUUGCCCAAGGAUCCUGUCUUUCCUGCUGAUUUGAAGCAGCUCGGCUACUUCAUCAACGAUCAGGACCAGAUCAAGAAGAUUUCGAACCCAGAAGAGGACUUUGUCUUCAAAAUAAAUACCAAUGACCGCUACAAUGAAAUGCAGAAAGAAGCUAUGAAUACAUGUAUCCGACACAUCGUCGCUUCCCGUCUGCUCAAUCUGGGCCUCGAGACUCUCCGUCUCCCGAUUGGCGCUGCCGCAAACUCUCAACAUGUGCCUAUUCUGACAUCCCCAGCCUUCCAGUCCCAACCCCGUCUCAUCGUCGUGUUUGGCGAGCCGACCCAAGACCUGGGUAUCUGGGCGUAUCGUGUCAUCGGCAAGGAGGGUAUCAAUAUUGGCUCCGCUGUAAACUUUGCAGCUGCGAUCCUAGGCAAUAACAUCUGCCCGAGGGACUCUGGGUGCCAGACAAUCGACACUAACAUUGCUAACGCAAAUAAUAACCCACACCAGGAUAACGGCUCUAGCUUCCCUGCAGGAACUGGGUUUAUUCUGACAAAUCCAGGGCAGCUGGUAUGGCACUGCGCCAAAGAGCAGGCUAUGUCGCUGCCAAUGUGGCAUGCACUUCCUCGACGCAGCGCCGUGGAGCCGCCUAUGCGGAUGACGUUCCGGAAUAAAAUCCCCGGUAACGAGACAUGGCAGGAUCACAUUACUUAUGUCUUUGAGGAGGUGCUGGGGAAACUUGCCGCGCCGGAUGUGAGGAUCGAUAUCAUUGGGCUGGCGGAGGGUGGUUUGGGCGCCGUGAGAUAUUUGGCAGAACAUUGGACAGCCUGGAAACCCCGCAUCUCCUCUCUCUGCCUCAGCAACCCCCUCCACGACACAAACCACCUACACCCACCAGAUUUCGCCAACUUCAUGUCCACGCGCAGUCGCGCCUACUUACUCUCUGAAAAACCGCUAAACACGCCAGUCGCUGGCCGCUACGAGUUCGGCUGCAACUGCUAUUCUUCCGGGGAGGCGCUGAAUGUCGAAUCAAUUAUGCCCAGGGCUUGGGGUGGUAUGUUGAAGUGGCUCGAUGCUAUGUUUGAAGAUAGCGGUCUGGAGGAAGUUGAGGUUAUCGUUGGGGAGAAUGAGGUGGGAGAGGACGGCGGGGUGGAUGUGGAUGUAGUGGGCUGA